Messenger RNA from Triplophysa rosa, 1885 nucleotides. RefSeq names its product mitochondria localized glutamic acid rich protein b (gene mgarpb). Gene Ontology annotation, cellular component: mitochondrion. Gene Ontology annotation, biological process: anterograde axonal transport. The transcript has 5 exons. Lineage: Eukaryota; Metazoa; Chordata; Actinopteri; Cypriniformes; Nemacheilidae. Bases 96 to 917 code for a protein of 273 amino acids. The record is from RefSeq and is a predicted model, not a curated record.
UAAGGAUCAGGCUCAUAGAGAAACACAAGUUUGAGUUCAGUCAGGCUGUCAUUGAGACUGUUCAGUCAUUUACUGAUUGUGGAUCCUCAAGGGUAAUGAUGUUCUGCAGAACGGCUUGGCAAAGACUCGCGCCUCUGGCACGCAAAACACUCUUUCCUUUGACUAAUAAUGCUGUCCCAAUACGACAGAUGUCCUUCGGACUGCCUGCGUCAGGCACAAACAUUGCAUACAUGGUACUUGGUGGAGGCUCACUAACUGCUGCUCUUGUUUAUGCUUAUAAAACAAUAAACUCUGACAGUGCAAGAUAUAAUGACAGGAUUGCUCAAAUUGAGGCCAGAUCCAAAAGAGCAGUGGCUGCAUUCACAGCAGCAGCAGCUGUGGAAACUGCGGUGGCCGAACUCACCGUUACUGAAAUAGAACCCAUCUCUGGGGUGCUUGCUACUGAACCCACCAAUGCUGCUGCAGAUUCUCCUGCAGAGCUUGUGGCCGAUAUGACAGUAGAGGCUGAAGAAGCCGUGGCAACACCUGCUGUCGUUGAGGCAGUGACACCUGAUGCUGAGGAACCUGCCGAAGAUGUUGCUGCUGCAGCUCCACUUGCCGUGACGACGGCUAUCCCUGUGUCAGACCUACUAAGCACCGUGAGAAUGAUUGCUGGAUCUACAGCAGAGAUCGCUGCAGCUUCAAUUGGAGACCAGCAUCUGGUGGCUGCAGUGCGGUUAGCUGAGGUGAAACAUUCAGGAGACACCUUCAAUGGAGUGGAGCUUCCAGAUGUUAAAGUGUUGGUCCCAGAAGUAGAGGGAUCUAUAACUGUGAAAGAAGUGGAUGUGGAGACUGACAUGAGAAGGUCCGAUGGUGAAGUAGAAGAACUGGAAGAACUUCCUGCAGCACUAGAAGAAGAAGCACUAUGGUGGGACUGAGACAAACAACCCCGUCAAGACGGAAGUCGCAGAUGAACAUCCUGCUUUAUUCGAAGUUGCACCUGAGGAGCUUUCUGGAGAGAUGGAGAAUGAUUUGACAUUGGAAAAGGCUGUGAGCUCUUUUGUGACGCUGUCAGAUGAUGAUUCCAUUUUUGGAGUAGCAGAUGUGACUUCAGCAACAGUAGAGAAAGACAAAGCAUCAUGUCACGAGACAGCUGGUUUAGAAGAUUUCAUAGCACCACCCGCCCUUGAAAAAGAUCUGCAGGCCACAGCAGGGGCUGCAGAAGAUGAUGUUUCUGAAACAAUGGUGGAUGCUGUGGAGGAAGUUGAACCCACGCUACAGAGAAUGGUAAUAGGAUAUAAAUGCUGUUAAAAUGUGUCAAUACAAUAUACUAUGUGAAAUCUCUGUUCCAUUGUGUUUUUAAAAGCAGAAAUGUGCAGCCUUUUAACAUAAUUGUUAGGCAAGAAUUAGUUGCUGUUCACAAACGUUUAUUUUUUCACAGCUGCUGAAAGUAGAAAUGGUGUGAUGGAACAGGAAUGAACUGAAUAUAUCACAGAAUACGACUCAUAGACAACGAGACUGAAAUCAUUUCAACCAAAGGAUGAAUAGUUUUUUUUAGAUUGUCGAUGCUGUCACAUCCAGACCCGUUGUUCAUCAAGUUUACCACCAGAGGUCACUAUUAACACUGUGUCUUGAAGCGCACAUAGCGCAGUCCAUCGCAACGAGAGCAUUUGAAUAAUUGACAAAAAGUGACCGCAGUGCGCUGUAUCAAUUUUAAUUGAUUAAAACAACUUUCUAACUAACUAAAAGCAAGUAAACAUAAAUAAAUAAAUAAGAAAAUAAACAAAUAAAAGGUGAAAACAGUUUAAUAGUCUACUUUACAUAGUCUUGCCUGUUCUAUUGUAUGUUCUUUCAUAUUUUACAGCUUUCGUUGAUUUCUGUUUUCUUUUUUAAAUCAAAUUUGGAU